AAAAAAGCAGCAGAUUCUGACUGGUGGGAAAUUCCUCAUUUGAGCUUCCAUGGCGCCUCCCAAGAAAUCAAAGAAGAGCAAGAAAGAUAGGAAAUUGAAGAAAAACUUAAGUUUGGUUCCAGUCGAGCCAAAAGCAGCAGAUUCUGACUGGUGGGAUAGUUUCUGGCACAAGAAUUCUUCAACCCAAGAUUCUUCACUAUCCAAUGAUGAAGAGGAAGGUUUUAAGUAUUUCUUUAGGGUCUCUAAGAAGACUUUUGACUAUAUCUGUUCCCUUGUAAGAGAAGACCUUGUGUCGAGGCCGCCGUCAGGUCUCAUCAACAUAGAAGGAAGGCUUCUUAGUGUUGAGAAACAGGUUGCAAUUGCCCUGAGAAGGUUGGCAUCUGGUGAGUCUCAAGUCUCAGUGGGAGCUGCCUUUGGGGUAGGCCAGUCUACAGUUUCUCAAGUUACUUGGAGAUUCAUUGAAGCAUUGGAAGAACGUGCCAAGCACCAUCUCAAGUGGCCUGAUUCCAACAGAAUGGAAGAAAUAAAGUCCAAACUUGAAGAAGCCUUUGGAUUGCUCAAUUGUUGUGGAGCCAUAGAUGGUACACACAUCAUUAUGACCCUUCCUACUGUUCAAACAUCAGACGAUUGGUGUGACCUGGAGGACAACUACAGCAUGCUCUUGCAGGGAAUUGUUGACCAUGAGAUGAGGUUUCUUGACAUUGUAACCGGUUGGCCUGGGGGCAUGACGGUGUCUAGACUUUUAAAGUGUUCAGGAUUUUUCAAGCUCUGUGAAGGGGGACAACGUUUGAAUGAAAAUGUUAGAACUUUAUCUGGAGGAGCAGAGAUUAGAGAAUACUUAGUUGGUGGGGUUGGCUAUCCUUUGCUUCCCUGGCUCAUAACUCCUUAUGAAAGCAAUGGCCUCCCAGCUUCCAUUUCUGUUUUCAAUGCCGUGCAUGGGGCUGCAAGGUCACUUGCAGUAACGGCAUUCUCGCAGUUAAAGGGCACUUGGAGAAUCCUUAACAAGGUCAUGUGGAGACCCAAUAAGUGGAAACUUCCGAGCAUCAUCUUGAUAUGUUGUUUACUUCACAAUAUAAAAAUUGACAGUGGAGAUAUAUUACAACCAGAUGUUGCUUUAUCUGGUCAUCAUGACUCGGGAUAUGGCGAACAAUGCUGUAGGCAAGUUGAUCCAUUGGGGAGGACUAUGAGGGAUAUCCUAGUGAAACACUUGCUGCACAGCAGGCAGACCGCUGCACCAAAGUGAUUCUUGUUCUGCCAGUCUGGUUUAAAUGAGUUGGAAGUUUGGAACGGUUUCAAUCUGUAAAAUUAUUUGUUUCGGCAAUUUCACCGGCACCAGCCAUAUACGACAUGAAAUGGUGAAUUGCUUCUCUUAUUCACAUUGACUUGCAUAAAAGAAAUGUAUGUAUGUUUUUGAUAGACUCUGAAUCAGCCAUCUUUGUAUGGCGGCUUAGAAAGUAGAAUGAAAGCUCAUUUUGUCA
Messenger RNA from Prunus avium (sweet cherry), 1478 nucleotides. Its product is annotated as nuclease. NCBI's taxonomy places the organism in Eukaryota, Viridiplantae, Streptophyta, Magnoliopsida, Rosales, Rosaceae. Gene Ontology annotation, cellular component: ESC/E(Z) complex; PRC1 complex. Gene Ontology annotation, molecular function: chromatin binding. The record is from RefSeq and is a predicted model, not a curated record.